Molecule: messenger RNA, 1786 nt
Organism: Xyrauchen texanus (razorback sucker)
Lineage: Eukaryota; Metazoa; Chordata; Actinopteri; Cypriniformes; Catostomidae
Gene: teni.1
Exons: 3
Coding region: 52-720 (222 amino acids)
Cellular component (GO): cytosol
Source: RefSeq, a predicted model, not a curated record
GUUUGGAUUAGAUAAGAGUUGAAGACAAGUACACUCCAAGACCCAAGAAACAUGAAGACUGUGGCCCUUCUUUGUCUUUGCUUCGUAUGCUUCAGUUACAGUUUGGCAAACAGCUCUGUGGAAGAUGUGUAUGAAAAUCUUUGGUUGAAGAAUAAAGACAUUGCCAAUAAGACAAUCGGGGUGGACUUCCUGAGACAAAUGGAAAAAGGCAGUCUUCAGGCAGAGCGAUAUGUCAAGUUCACCAUACAAGACAUCAGCUAUCUACUUAAAGUGACCGAUAUGUUGAAGAAAAUGAGCAUAACAGUAAUGAAGCCUGAUGAUCUCAGGGACUUUAUGAAAAACAGAUACUCAAGUUACAAACGUUUUGCAGACUCAAUGCUCAAUCAAUACUUUUUCAAGGGUGAGCCUGCCAUUCAGCAAACUCCAGCUAUGAAGAAGUAUUUGUCAUUCUACAGAGAGCUGAUGAAAGGAGAUCCGUUGUACUUUGCUGUGGGUCUUCUGCCCUGCUCUAGACUCUGGGUGUGGCUGGCUAAUAAUCUGAACAUCCCUCCAACUAAUGCCUACUACACCUGGAUGUCAGAAAAUAAGAAUGGCCAUCCUGAGAAGCACUACAAAGCUCUCCUGAACAAGUAUCUAAACACACCUGAAAAGGUGGUGAAGGCUAAUACUGUCUUCCGUACACAAAUGCAAAAUGAGCAUGAUUUCUUCUUCACAUCUUGAUUGUUUCUACCAGCAUAAGCAAUACUGAGAUACAAAUUAUAUAAUAGAAAUGAUGUAAUGAUUAAAAUAAUGAUUUUCCUUUGCAUGAUUAGUUCCUUGUUAAAGUGUUUAAUAUCCAGUACAUGGCUUAUAUUAUAUAAUGCAUUUGCAUGUUUUCUUUAAUAGUAAGUUUUUCAAUUAAAAAAGAGAAAAUCUUAUUUAAACAAAACUACUCAGAAUGACAGUUGGACAGUUUUUACUGAUUUGUUCUCAAUCUCAAUGUCAAUAUACAACAAAUUGUUUCAGGUUUAAGCUUGCUCCAGUCAUAUGUGAAUUGUGUUAUUUGAAUGUUGAAUAAACACUGCGAAAGGCACUUAAAAUUAUCAAUCAGUUAUUUUGUGUUUUCCCCCCAUUCACUUUGGAUAAAAGCAUCUGCUAAAUGAGUAAAUGCAAAAUACAAAUAUAUUUAGCAUCAGCAAAUCACAUAACACGAUUCAGUAUAGGUGGCGCUACUGAAUAGGGACCCCUUGUGUCACUACAAUCGACACAACAUCGAGUGCGUGACAGAAGGGUAACGUCUAGGUUACUAGUGUAACCCCCGUUCCCUGAUGGAAGGAAGGAACGAUACGUUGUGUCCCCCUUGCCACAACACUGUACCAAGCUGCUGUAAUGGCCUAAUCUUAUUCUCUGCUCCUCAGUGCAGAACCUGACUGAACAGAUGCACAAUCCCCGCUUUUAUAUCGUAUGGCCGGGGGCGGGACAUGCAAAUUCUGUUAGUCAAUUUGGCAUUGGCCUUUUUCAUAUUCAGAGGUAUCCGAGGCUCCCGAAAGAAGCCCCUUGUGUCACUACAAUGGACACGAUGUCUCGUUCCCUCCAUCAGGGAACGGGGGUUACACUAGUAACCUAGACGUUUUGUAAUGUUGUAGCAUGGGGUAAUUCAGGUUAUUCCACUUAGGGGAGGAAAAAAUAAAUAUCAGCUGUUUUAUAUUUUCAAUUUAUGUCAUUUCACAGAUUUUUUUAAGGCAUGUAAAUUUUGUGAUGUGAUGAGAUAUGACUCACAACCUUGAAAUCAUGAACAACACAUACA